AAUACUGGAAAAGUUGUUGGAAGUGAAGCUGGAAAUUUCCAAUAUUUGUUGGGUGUGGUGGUUGUUUUUUGUGAUUUUCCCUGAAUUUUCCUGCAAAAGAAGCGCCCCAGAGUAAUGAAUUUCGCAGUGGUGGUAUUUGUGGUGCUGCCCAUGGUGUGCGUGGCGCAGAGAACCCCCUCAAUUUCGUAUAUAACACAGGAACAGAUAAAAGACAUUGGGGGCACUGUGGAGCUCCAAUGUUCCGUGCAGUACGCCAAGGAAUACGCGGUGGUGUGGACAAAAACAGGUCGGGAUAGGAGUGACAGUGUCUUCCUGUCCACGGGCAGUUCGCUCGUGAUCAAGGACUCACGCUUUGCCAUUCGUCACGACAUCUCCUCAUCCACGUACACGCUGCAAAUUAAGGAUAUCCAGGAAACGGAUGCUGGCAUCUACCAGUGCCAGGUAAUCCUCUCUGUGGUGAAUAAGAUUACGGCUGAUGUGGAGCUUCAGGUGCGACGCCCUCCCGUGAUCUCUGACAAUUCCACGCAGUCAAUUGUGGCGUCAGAGGGGAAGGCUGUGCAAAUGGAAUGCUAUGCCGCUGGAUAUCCACGACCCACAAUCACCUGGCGCCGUGAGAAUAAUGCCAUCCUGCCCACAGGCGGCAGCACGUACACGGGGAAUGUUCUGAAGAUAAAUUCCGUGCGUAAGGAGGAUCGUGGGACGUACUACUGCGUGGCAGACAAUCAGGUCAGCAAGGGCGAUAGGCGCAACAUUAAUUUGGAAGUGGAAUUUGCACCCGUGAUCACCGUUCCACGACCCCGUCUGGGGCAGGCGUUGCAGUACGACAUGGAUCUCGAGUGCCACAUCGAAGCAUACCCCCCACCGGCCAUUGUGUGGGUCAAGGAUGAGGUGCAUCUGUCGAAUAAUCAGCACUACAGUAUCUCGCAUUUUGCCACUGCGGAUGAAUUCACAGAUUCCACGUUGAGGGUGAUUACAAUUGAGAAGCGUCAGUAUGGGGAUUUCGUGUGCAAGGCCAUCAACAAGCUGGGGCAGGCUGAGGCGAAGGUGCACCUCUUUGAGACAGUCAUUCCCGUGUGUCCACCAGCUUGUGGGCAGGCACACUACGGCGAGGCAUCAUCUGUGCCCAUUUCCAGCGUAAUUAUCUUCCUCGGAGCUAUUGCAGUGCUCUUUAGCUAAAUCAAAUGACGCUCUCAGUGUGGGAGGGGGUGUUGAGGAAUUUAUCCUCCUUGAGGAAGAGGAAACUUUUUUUUUGUUUCCUCUCUGAAAAUAUUUGAACAUUUUUUUGUAACAUCAUUCCAGCAGCAGUGAAAAAAUUCACAAAAAAAAGUCAAAAACUAACAACACAUCAUAUUGACAAGGGUCCUCUGGCCAGGAAUUCCGUCCAACAGAGUAUUAAGGUUUUAUUACCGAAUGAUUUCCUUUUAAAAUUCUUUUUUUUUUGCCAGAGGAUCCCCUCGAAAACCAAUCCGCAUUCCAUUGGUACAAAGUUUGACACAACUUUUUUUUUUUUUACAUUAAUAGCUCUUAAGUCCAGUACAGUACGUCCUUAAGAUAAAGACACUUUUGUAGUUAUUUCUUAACAAAUUUGACUCUUAGAAUUUAAUCGAAUCAAAAUGAUAUUCAUUUAAAGCAAUUUCCGGGUAUUUCUUCCACAUAAAAAUACCCAGAAAAAUUGUAAAGAAUCUCCGCAUUUUUGAGAAUAUCAUUGACAAGUUUUAUUUGGGAAAAAAUGUAAAUUUAUGCAUGAUUUUUUGCAAAGUGAAGUGCCUAAAAAGAAGUUUUAUGGAAAAGUUCCGUCCAUUUUGGGAAGUAAUCAACGAAAAAAGUCUGCAAAAAUGGCUCUAUUAAUUUUUUUGUAAUGUAGCGAGAAUCAAAAUAAAGUUCUAGGAUAGAAAAA
Molecule: messenger RNA, 1897 nt
Organism: Lutzomyia longipalpis
Lineage: Eukaryota; Metazoa; Arthropoda; Insecta; Diptera; Psychodidae
Gene: Lac
Product: lachesin
Exons: 2
Coding region: 115-1176 (353 amino acids)
Cellular component (GO): neuron projection
Source: RefSeq, a predicted model, not a curated record